UUGGGCGCUGUUCGGUACGUAGAGACGUAGCCGCCUACACUGACCUGGAUAUCUAUAACUGACAUACAACCCCAUACAACACCAUGGAUUUAAGGACGACAAUGCAUGUUUUUUGUGAUCAUCUUGAACUGGUAGGACUUCGUCUUCAGGACGGUUGUACGACAAGAGUCAGGUCCCUCUGGUGUGCCGAAUUGUGACGCGAGGAAGGGCUCGCUUAGCAGCCUAAUGGACAGUAUCGAUGACUUAGCAAACACAAGGACUGAUGAAUAGCCUCUUUAUGCAAAUUCGACACUUUAUUGUCUCCAUUCGCCCCGCCUGCUCCUCUAUUUGAUGACUGGAACUGGAUAUCACUGUUACGUGUGUCGUAAUAUCACCAUUACUGAGAGACAACAGUAUUUACUUCUCUGGAGCGAGGAAGUGAAGCUGCGUCAGGUUAGCAGAACGUGAUCAAGUUGAGACCGGAAAUUGGUUGACCUUACCUUCACAAUAAAUGUGCCAAAUGUAUUUGGUUUGACUCUGAUGAACACCGAUUGAAAUUGGACAGAGUCUAGACACUUGGACAGGUGGCUCUAAUAGCAACAUACAUCUCGGAUUGUAUUAAUACCGUGGUACCCUGCAGCAUCGACACAUCUCCAUUCGCUUUAUUUUGGAAGUUGAAAACAGAAGUCGGCCUUGCCUCCACACUAUUUGACACUAGUAGGAAGUGGGAUGUGGCCAGGGUGUAUUAAUGCUUCUGUUUAAGAUAUGAAAAUCACUGAAUUCACGCUGGUUCGGGAGACCUGUUUCGCAACCGGUCACAGCGGGGGGAACGACACCGUUGCUGCCCGUGACUGUGGCUGUUGUCAGUGGUCGAAAACGGUGAACACGACCGAAGCUGCUGUGCUGGUUUCGCCUGGACUGGACCAUUUCCAUGAGGGGCUUCUUAAACUCACGCCCUAACAAUUUGUGUGCGGGGCUGUAUUCUGUGCUUACAUAAUAACAGCAUGUGAAUCAAUUCAGUCACCUGGUGGAUUUUUUUAUUUUUUUCUUAGACAAAGACUGUUUCCCCCCAUGUUUUAAUAUAUAUAUUUGCAAAUGUCAACAACCCAGCGUCAAAUGAUGAUGGAGUCCUCUCUAGCCCUUGGAAGACUGGAACUGACCCCCAGCUCAGGCGCUGUUGGGGUCAGCCUGACCCCGCGGCUCUCCGCUGGGCACCCGGGGAAAGAGAAGUGCGGUCAGCGGCUACCGGGGCCACAAACCCAGCCUCACCUGAACGGCUGUGUCCCGCUGUCACAUCAGGUGGCGGGUCACAAGUAUGGAGUGGAUACAGUGGGGAUUUUGCAGCAUCCAGACGGGACAGUCCUGAAGCAGCUCCAGCCUCCACCCAGAGGUCCAAGAGAGAUGCAGUUUUACGGCAUGGUAUAUGCAGAGGACUGCUGUGAUCCAUGCCUUCUGGAACUCCAGAACCAUCUGCCCAAGUACUACGGCACCUGGUCCUCUCCUGACAGCCCCAACGAUCUGUACCUGAAGCUGGAGGAUGUGACUCGGCGCUUUGUGAAGCCGUGCAUCAUGGACGUGAAGCUGGGCCAGAGGAGCUACGACCCGUUCGCCUCGCAGGAGAAACGGGAGCAGCAGAUCAGGAAGUACCCGCUGAUGGAGGAGAUCGGCUUCCUGGUGCUCGGCAUGAGGGUGUAUAAGAUGUGCAGUGACUCCUUCGACACCUACGACCAGCACUACGGGAGGGGGCUGCUGAAAGACUCCAUUAGAGAUGGUCUGGCUAAGUUCUUCCAUAACGGUGUGAGUCUGAGGAAGGAUGCGGUGUCGGCGAGUAUCCGCAGAGUGCAGCGCAUCCUCCGCUGGUUCGAGUCUCAGCAGCAGCUCGCCUUCUACGCUAGCUCCCUGCUGUUCGUCUACGAGGGCCUCCCCUCCUCUUCCUCCUCAUCUCCGCUUUCCUCUCUGCUCAGCACGCCGUCGCUGAGCCCGACCGCAGGGCAACCCGCCAUGCUGUCAUCGUCAGGUAACAGCGGGCAGGGCGGGGAGGGGGACGCUGGACAGGAAGGGGCGAGGCAGGAAGAGGAAGUGGCUGAGUUCAACAACAACAACAUUCAGGCGCCCUGGGACUACAGCUUGGAAACCAUUUACACCAACCACAGGAAAGGAGGUCACCAGCAUUGUGCCAAGGGUUUCCGAGGCAACAGUGGAGACGGUGUUGCCGCGGAGACGAAGGCGAGUUCGGACUCUGCCCCUUGUGAGGAAGAUAACUCUGCCUGGAAACGAACAGGUGGGCCGCUCCCACCACCCAAUGUGAAUGGAAACAAAUCACAACUGGAAGGGAAGGACGGAGAGGGGGGGAGGAGGAGAGAGGAGGAAGAGGAGCUAAAAGGACGGGGAGGCGGGGCAACAGAGGGGUCGGGCGGAGACACGGAGGUGGAGGUCAGGAUGAUCGACUUCGCCCAUGUUUUCCCGAGCGAAUGCCACGACCGCGGUUACAGCUACGGCCUCAGACACCUGCUGACGGUGCUGGAGCAGAUCCUCUGCGACACCGCAUAGAAGUAUCUCUCCUCCCCACAUUUCUUUACCUCCUGUUGAACCAGUCCGUCAUCCCUCCUGACUUCUCGAAAAAAAAGACAAGAGAUGGAAGAAUCAAAGACGUGAAUAUAAAUCAUCAUCAUCUCACCGCCGUGGAUGGUUUGUCGGGAGUGUGUGUGUGUGUGUCUGUGUUUGUGUGUAAGCGAGGUGGAGAUGACCGUUGUGUGUUCCCUGUGAUCAGCAGCACUACAUGCACUAAUCAAUCCAUGAAGGCAUUGCGACCCCGGAAUUUAAACGCAACAUCUUCAGAUGAAAGAUUUACCGAUGCUCACACAACCCAACGUGACUUUAGUCCAUUUCAAAUAGGGCCUUUUUAUAUCAUGGCCCAAAAACAGCUGGUAUGUUUCUUUAAAAAUUGCAUAUCCUUACACCUCAAACUGGAACUAGGCUUUGCAAUGUCAAUACAUAUAUCAAUAGGAAUUUCUCAGAUUUCUCUACACUGCUUAUACUGUUAAAGCUGUUCCCUUUAACUAUCUCUGGUUGUAUCAGCCUAUUGCAGGAAGUGCUGCAGAUCAAUAAGCAGCAACAUCCAUUUUACAGGAUUUUUGCAUCCAUUUGAUGAGGUUGUUUGAUUUUCUGAUAUACAAUUCACUAGAUGAGCCUGAACCAGGACAUUCCCAACAGUUUCUCAGAUUAUAUUCUUUAUAUUUUAGUAUACUAGAGAAAGAAUGGUGUGUAUUUGGUUACAAUGAGGUGUACUGUUGGAUAUGCAGCCCACCUAGAGAACUCCCCAACCUUUAAACAUGUUAGCAAGAUUUCCUUUACUAAAACAGAUUGUUUUCAUCCUCAUUCAAUCUGGUUCAUUUAGAUUAACAAAUACAAUUCUUACCAUUGGUCCCCAUUGAUCAGAAAAGGGACAUGGCCUCUUGAAGUGAGCAUCGGGUCAAACGGGAAGUCUGGAGACGUUGCCGUUUAAGCCAGGUCGUCAUUUUGUGUUUUUGUUUAAACACUGUCUACAGGUAUCUAACUCAGGUAAAUUUACUGUAAGAAAUAAAUACUUAAUAUUACUACUUCUGACCUUGAGAGCAGGAGGAUCCUCAUGCUGUGCUCGUUCAGUUCUGAUGAGUUCUGUUGUGUUGUCUUACUCCAUGUUCCUCCGAUCUCAGUCAUGUUUCUGCCUCUCAUGACCUUCCAUUAGCUUUUACCAUGGCUGUUUUAAUUGUGUUCAGCUGCCAACCCCCUCCCCACCCUCUUCUGGAGCCUGAGCUCUGUGCUGUGUUUAUUGCAGUUACUUGGUGCCCCCCGCCCCCCUCUCUCUUUCUGCCCUAGUUUUAGGAACGGCAUUAUAUUGUUUUACUCUUUUUAAGGAAAUCAGAAGAUAUCGCUGCUCAUUGGUUGGACUUCAGUUCCUCUAGAAUUACCCAUGAGCUUUUCUAUGACUGAGUUAUUGGUGGUAAGUUAUUAUAAUGUGAGUUAUAACAAUAGGAACUACUUCCCUCCCAAAUUCUGGAUUGUGUUUCUGUGUUUAACGGCAGAAGACAGACGUUGUACUGGAAGAUACAUGAUGCUGUGCUCGGUUGUCAUGACGAUACAUACUAGUGUGAUAGAACUUCCCCUGAGGAUUUUUAAGAUUGUAGAUGUUUGAAACGUGCUGCUUUAAUGCGAGUCGGCUGACAGGUUGACAGAAUGCUAAAGAGUGAAGACAGCGGAUGAAUGCUUUCAUGUCAUGUCAUAUUUUAUUUUAUUUGGGCUCGGUGCAGAUGGGCAGCAAUGUUAAUGUACUGGAGAAGUCAGCACGUCCUUUUUACACUAAUAUCAGUUAAACUGAUUUAUGUUGCUUUUUUAAUUUAGUAGGGUGGACUAAUAUUGUUUUUAGGGCUAAUGCUAACUGAAUCUGCAGACUCUGUAUGCAUAUCACAACUCUACUGCUUUCCUACCAGCUGUUAUGCUUAGCAAACGUUCCAUUCCCACCAAUGAUAUUCAUUGAGCUGUGAAUUUAUGGAAGCCCAAAGCUGCCUCAGUUGCUACCAUUAUUGUCGAGUUACAUCUUUCAUAGCUUAGAUUGAUUACAAAUAUUUCAUCUCCAGGGAUAUUUUUCUGGAGCUUUCAGCAACAUCUCAUGGUCUUCAUCAGCAGAUUGUGUUGUUUCCUCAAUUAAAGGACACAAAAGAAAUGGACCAAAUGGAAAAACUGCUGUUUCCAUUAUCUAUAAUAAACCUUAAAUCUAACACUAUUUAUUUUUGUAUCCUGAGUUUGACACAAUUAGUUUACAACCUUAAUUGACUCCAUGGUGAAACAAAGAGAAUAUAAGUAAAUAUAAGGCAGGGUGAUUUGAAUUGAGUCCAAAUCUGUAAGGAAAUAUCCACCAAUAAAUUACAAAGUAGUGGUGCAGGAAUGACUACUUAAAACCAGCAAUGAGUUAGCAUUUUACUGCUUCUGGAUCCCUCGUCUUGGAGUAUUUUUGUAACAUGUUUGUGGUUACAUACCUGAAAUAAGGUCUGUGGUAAACACAAGCUGAAGAGACUUACAUUUUUUAUUUUACAACAUAAAAUAAGUUAGUGAAAAAUCCACUGAAUAAUGUUUGAAGCUUUUACGUUUCAUAAAAACAGCGGCUAAAUGAGACAACUAAACGUCAUCACACUGACCGUUAGCCGCUAGCUAAAGCUGCUAGCUUAAGCCGUUUGCUUCUGCAAAUUGCAUUUACGCUCUGAAAAUAAUAAAAGUUGAGUUAAUAUGUGGAUAUUAUCCUCCUCAACAAAACGUGUCUGCCACAGAGUUUAUUCCCUGUAAUUAUCCACAUAUCUAUGGAACAAUCCCAAUGGUUUUUGGAGGGAGCUCUUGCGAUGCUAACUUCCGGGUUAGCCUAUAAAACUACACUCGUUGCACCACUCCUUAAAAACUGAAAGAGAGACAGCAGUAGAGAUGUGGAAUAAAUGUAGAUACCUAUAUAGUCCAGCCAUACUUUAAUAGGACAGGCUUUUAAUAGUUUGAAAUUCAAAGACAGUCAUCCUAGUGUUUCUAGGAUCAUUACUGUGGAUUGGUUUCCUUCCUAAGCAGUUGCUUGUGCCCUCUCUGGUUCUCUACACUAACAUGGAGCGGCUUUAAUGUGACGUUAACCCUCGCUGCCUGCAUGCCUCAGCCUCUCUUGUUUUAAACCCUUGCACUCGUCUCUUCAGUUUAUGUAGCGUGUUAUAUGUGAAUACAAUGAAAAUCCUGAUAUUUUGUAAAUUAACUCGAUUAAAUCGAAUCAUGAUUUUAUUCUGAACCGAAAGAGACUGCAAGCUAUUGGAAAAUAAUAUGUUCUUUUUUCCCCCUUUUAUAAUACAUUGAUGUUUGAAGUAAUCAGAUCUUGUAAAGGGUGUUUACAGAAGAUAGAGAUUUUUUUUAAUCACUGCCUUUUUUCUGUUGAUGGCUCCUCUUUGUUUUUAAUAUGAUUUUUUUAUUUAUCAUUCCGGCAGCUUUGUGAUUCUCCUUUGUGUUUAGGCUGUGAUCUCAUGGCUAAAUAACAAAUAACAUAUCAUGCAUUUGUAUACUGGGCAUUGUUAAUGGAAUUUGUUUAAUGAUAAAGUGAAUUAUAGUGAUGCAACAUUUGAUUUUCUGCAGAAAAAUCUAAAAUCAGCUAACAUUUAUUUCAGUGUAGGUGGGCACAUUUACUAAGGACCACAGCAGCUUUAUUAUAUGUAUCAUUCCUUCUUGGCAUUACAGCUGAAGCAGAAUAUAGAGUUUUAUUUCUGGAAAUUAUUUAAAUUUAGGCUGAUUUUAAAUAAGUGUGAAUCCCUUAAUCAUCAGAAACAAAAGCAGAUGGGUUGUUCCCUACGGAGCCUGGAGUGUGCCGCUGGAGGCUUUUACAUGUUAAAUUAAAUCAAAUGAUUAAACAUAUUUUACAAAACAGAUGAAAUACAUUUGCUUUUGAAUUAUUCUGAACUAUUUUUGCUUUAUUCUGUAUUUAAUUGUGAUAAUCGUUUGAUUUCAAAUUAAAUUGCAAUAUUUUUAACAUUUUCUUUUUAUAUCUCAAGCCAUUUAUUUAUUUGUCUGCCUAUCAUAUUCACUCUGACUUUCUUUUUUAAAUUAAUGUUUUGACUAUUGAAACUUACUGAGCAGCACAGAGAGCUCUGAUUGGCUGGUCGUUCUGUGAGCUCCUGCUUCUACCUCAUUCAUUGUACAGUGAUAAAAAUGCAAUUAUUAAAGCAGAAAAGGUGAAUAAAAAAUAUUUUUAAAAUGGUAAUGAUAAUUUAAAUAUGGAAUAAGGAAACGCAACUCUUGGCAAUUUUUCAAACAAGUUUUACUUUACUUUCUUUCUAUAAUUCUUUAUUAAAAUAUUUGAAAAGUAGAUAUAAUUUAAUUGGGUUUAAUAGGACCCUGUAAAAGUCAUUCAUUAUUUCAGUGGCACAGUCCAGGCUGCCUUCAACGUAGAAAGGAUCAGAUAUUUUAUAAAGUACAUGCUAUUUGUUUAAAAAUGCAUAAAUAUUAAUAUUGUAUUAUAUUAUAUCUACCUGCAGGCAUGUCCCAUGCUUUCCUGUAUAAAUUGAAACCAAACAAACCUAGCAUUUAGCCCAUGCGGAUCAUUUUGAUUUUUCUGGAGUCGGUUGAAUAGUGACACUGUUCUUCUCCGUCUCAUAUUGUUUAAAUGCAACUUUACCCAUACUGGAAACUGAUAUUGGUUUAUUAUUGAUUAGACUGGCUUCAUGCUGCUCUCUGUGCUUUACUUUGUUUUCUCAACUGCAGGUGAUUUAUUUUUCCAGGUUGUUGGUGACUCUUAGUUUUUGAUUUGUGCACCGCAGACUGAUGGAAUAGUUUGUGACUUCUGUUUUGGACUUUUCUUUCUCCUGUGAACAAAACACCGAACCAGUCGCUCUCCAUUAAAGGAUCAUGAAGCUGGUUUGAUGUGAAUUAGAUCAAUCACCCCAAAAAUUGCACGUUACUGCCAGCCAACUUCAAAGCAACCUGUACACAGUACUCUGUUAUAACCAGUAGGAUUACACCAACUCUUCUUUUGGAAUGAUUCCUGUAACUUCAUACAUUUACAGUUAAAUCAUGAGGUAAUCACUUUCACUUCUCAGUGAGUUCAGUCCAACUGAUUCACAGAUUUAUAUUACAAUUAUGUUGCAUUUAUUGAUGAUUGUACAUGGACAUUGCAGGCUUACUGGUGUAUACUUUCUGCAUUUUAUUGGCUUCAUAAUUCCAGAAAAAGUCCUUUUAUAUGGCCCAAUUAGAAGCUGCAUAUUCCAAAUAAUGCAGAGUAAUUAUCUGAGUAGAAGAUGUAAUGCUUUGAACAUAUAAAACUAUUGAUACUUGAAUUUUGAGGGUAUUAAAAGAAGUUGGACGGAAAACUCCUUAGAUAAAAUUAUACUUUACUAAAACUUACUGAACAUUUCCUUCAAAAAUGGACUUAUACAUAACCCUUUAUUGCUUCACCUCAGAGCAUUGUGAAUCUCAUGUUACAGAGCAACGUGCUGCAGAUUUAUGCUUUGAAACAUGGACAGCAGUACUGGAAUAUUCAAAGGUAAUGUGUCUAAACAUGCAAAACCAGCUUUAUGCUUCCUUAAUGGCAUCCAAGAAGAAAAAAGUGAAGGGACAGUAAUAAAAAAAAUAAAAGUGUCAAUAAACCAUUUGACCCUAUUUGUUUGUGUUUCAGCUGCAUUUAUGGAACGAACCAUCUCAAAUAAGCUCACAAGGAAUCAUAUCUUUCACUGCAUUUAUCAGAGGGUUUAAAGAUGUCUUUCCCAUUAGACAUAAAUGCAGCAUUAUAGUGCACACAAGCUCUGUUUCUGAUUGGCUGAGCUGUCCUUCAACUCUUUUCUUCUGAUCCACUGAAGUGUCUUCAUGUGAGCCUGUGUGUGUGUGUGGGGGGGGGGGUCCAGCUGUUGAAGCAUUUGAAGUUCAAAGGGACUGGCCCUGUAGUGGACAUUUUAUCUCUUUAACUCCUUUAUUGUGGAUUUUGGAGUGUUUGAAUUUUGAUAUACUGGAUCUAACAUGUCUUACAAAUGAGCCUGAACAGGAAAUCUCAUCAGUGUGCAUAAAGAGAGGAACUCCUGCUAAAGUCCCUCCACAACUACAAACCUGAUACUCGUUAUUUUUUCAACAAUAAAAAUAUUAAUCAA
This is a messenger RNA of Eleginops maclovinus (Patagonian blennie), 8609 nucleotides long. It is a transcript of the gene ipmkb, whose product is annotated as inositol polyphosphate multikinase b. Gene Ontology annotation, biological process: inositol phosphate biosynthetic process. Gene Ontology annotation, cellular component: cytoplasm; nucleus. The coding region runs from base 1075 to 2529 and encodes 484 amino acids. Lineage: Eukaryota; Metazoa; Chordata; Actinopteri; Perciformes; Eleginopidae. Gene Ontology annotation, molecular function: inositol tetrakisphosphate kinase activity; inositol-1,4,5-trisphosphate 3-kinase activity. The record is from RefSeq and is a predicted model, not a curated record. The transcript is spliced from 6 exons.